AUGAAGUCUCCCCCUCAUGGUCCCACCCUGGUGAAGUCUCCCCCUCAUAGUCCCAUCCCGAUGAAGUCUCCCCGUCAUAGUCCCAUCCCGGUGAAGUCUCCCCCUCAUAGUCCCAUCCUGGUGAAGUCUCCCCCUCAUAGUCCCAUCCCGGUGAAGUCUCCCCCUCAUAGUCCCAUCCUGGUGAAGUCUCCCCCUCAUAGUCCCAUCCCGAUGAAGUCUCCCCCUCAUAGUCCCAUCCUGCUGAAGUCUCCCCCCCAUAGUCCCAUCCUGGUGAAGUCUCCCCCUCAUAGUCCCAUCCUGGUGAAGUCUCCCCCUCAUAGUCCCAUCCUGGUGAAGUCUCCCCCCCAUAGUCCCAUCCUGCUGAAGUCUCCCCCUCGUAGUCCCAUCCCGGUGAAGUCUCCCCCUCAUAGUCCCAUCCCGAUGAAGUCUCCCCCUCAUAGUCCCACCCCGAUGAAGUCUCCCCCUCAUAGUCCCAUCCCGGUGAAGUCUCCCCCUCAUAGUCCCAUCCCGAUGAAUCCCAUCCUGGUGAAGUCUCCCCCUCAUAGUCCCAUCCUGGUGAAGUCUCCCCCUCAUAGUCCCAUCCUGGUGAAGUCUCCCCCCCAUAGUCCCAUCCUGCUGAAGUCUCCCCCUCAUAGUCCCAUCCCGAUGAAGUCUCCCCCUCAUAGUCCCACCCCGAUGAAGUCUCCCCCUCAUAGUCCCACCCCGGUGAAGUCUCCCCCUCAUAGUCCCAUCCUGGUGAAGUCUCCCCCUCAUAGUCCCAUCCCGGUGAAGUCUCCCCCUCAUAGUCCCAUCCUGGUGAAGUCUCCCCCCCAUAGUCCCAUCCUGCUGAAGUCUCCCCCUCGUAGUCCCAUCCCGAUGAAGUCUCCCCCUCAUAGUCCCAUCCCGAUGAAGUCUCCCCCUCAUAGUCCCACCCCGAUGAAGUCUCCCCCUCAUAGUCCCAUCCCGGUGAAGUCUCCCCCUCAUAGUCCCAUCCCGAUGAAGUCUCCCCCUCAUAGUCCCAUCCCGAUGAAGUCUCCCCCUCACAGCCCCACCCUGCUGAACCUGACUUUUGAUUAA
This is a messenger RNA of Lampris incognitus (smalleye Pacific opah), 1056 nucleotides long. RefSeq lists its product as uncharacterized. The transcript is spliced from 2 exons. Bases 1 to 1056 code for a protein of 351 amino acids. The record is from RefSeq and is a predicted model, not a curated record. Lineage: Eukaryota; Metazoa; Chordata; Actinopteri; Lampriformes; Lampridae.